This is a messenger RNA of Ictalurus furcatus (blue catfish), 1052 nucleotides long. RefSeq names its product mitochondrial ribosomal protein S36 (gene kgd4). The transcript has 5 exons. The record is from RefSeq and is a predicted model, not a curated record. Bases 172 to 576 code for a protein of 134 amino acids. NCBI's taxonomy places the organism in Eukaryota, Metazoa, Chordata, Actinopteri, Siluriformes, Ictaluridae. Gene Ontology annotation, biological process: 2-oxoglutarate metabolic process.
UCAGCCACUGGUUACUAUCCUCCAGACCGCUGUUGUCAGUGCUGGAUGUUAUGGUAUAGGAUGUGAUGGAAAAUUCAUUUUGUCGUAGAUAGUAGAGAGAUAUGUUUCGCUAAAACUAGAAAAUGUCAACAGCUGCACCGUUUAAACCGGAAGCAGUUCUUGGAGGUCGCUAUGGGAAGUAAAGUUAGCAGUGGCAAGAUGGCCGCCGCCAGUCGGGUCGUGCAGGUUGUGCGACCUCAUGCACCACUUAUCAAAUUUCCAAAUCGGCAGGGCGUGCCCAAGCCAAACGUACAAGAAGCAUUAAAGCUGUUCAUCGCCAACACCCCACACACACCUGCACCUACAACUGGACCUGCACCUACAACUGGACCUGCACCUACAACUGCACCUGCACCUACAACUGCACCUGCAGCAGCGCAGUCAACUACACCACCUCCAAAACCUACAGGACCCAUCAGUCGACUCCCUGGCACACCAGACAACAUCUCUAUUGUUAAGGAGCUUCCACAGAGAUACCGGCGACGGGCCCUCGCACUCGAGGAGAUGGACUACAUUCAGCGCGGCGGGCCUGAGUGACGGGUCAUCGUUAAAUCCAGCCAGCGCCGAUAGCUGUGGAGAAGGUUUUUCUUGUUGCCUCGUAUUCUCCUCAUCAAGAGGAUUUCACCAUAGAGGAUUAGAGUUAUUUUGCAAAUGUACAGAGAGGUGAUUUUGAAAUAUAGUUAUUCAAUAUGGGCCGGGUCUUUUUCCUCAUUAACGUUAUUCAACUGCAGUGUUCUGUUUGCAGCAUUGACUCGUUGACCACGAGUUAGUACUUUUCUAGGUGCACUCUGUUAAGCCAACAUUACAGAUUAUUAUUAUUAUUAUUAUUAUUAUUAUUAUUAUUAUUAAUAUAGUUGGAUCAUUUCACUAAGCCAGGCUGCUCAGUUCACACUGCAGUCGUUCACUUUGUUCCCCAAUUACACGUCAUGUCAGUGCGUUCGUUUGGCACAAGAAGGAAUAACAAUUAUCCUGCACUGUGUGGAAAUCUGGGUUAUUAAAUUUAUAUUAAUUCA